Molecule: messenger RNA, 1946 nt
Organism: Schistocerca serialis cubense
Lineage: Eukaryota; Metazoa; Arthropoda; Insecta; Orthoptera; Acrididae
Product: cytochrome P450 6k1-like
Exons: 9
Coding region: 177-1898 (573 amino acids)
Molecular function (GO): monooxygenase activity; heme binding; iron ion binding
Source: RefSeq, a predicted model, not a curated record
CGACGUGGCGCCCGGCGUCUUCUCGUGCGAGCUCGCCUCCGUGCGCGUCUACUCCUACAAGGACGGACAGCUCACCCUGGUCGACAGGGCUUGCGGCUCUGAAAACCGGAGCACGGCCGUUCUCACGGAGGGUGGAGUUGCUAUAGUGACGUACGCGACAGUGUUGCCCUCCAGCAAUGCGUCUGGAAACGCCACUGGCGCGUUCACCGUUCUGGCGCAAGUGCUCGGUGCCCCCAGCUACCAGCCCGGAUACCGACCACCGACGCCCACGCAGAUCACCGGCAACUACAACCUUUACCAGACGCCACCCACUUAUUACUACAACCAGGUUGAGGAACCAAGCGUCGGAGAUGUGUGUGGUGACUGGGAGCUGGAUGGUGGACGCUCUGCUGGUGGUCCUGCCUCUCGCGUACUGGUACCGCAGGUGCAACUUUUUCUUCUGGGAGAAGCUGGGAGUGCCUUACUUGAAGCCCACGUCGUUCCUCGGCAACAUGGGUGGGAUGGCGAUCGGAGAGCAGCACGCCGGAGAUCCCAUAUACGAUUGCUACCUGGAGGCUGCUGAUGCGCCCUUCAUGGGUAUGUUCGCUUUCGGCAAUCCGCUGCUCAUGGUCAAGGACCCGGAACUGUUGUCUCGUGUGCUGGUGACGGAUUUUCCAGCAUUUAACAGCCGUAACUUCGCUGUCGGAAGUGACUCACUGUUGACAAAGUCUGUCUUGGGUGCAAAUGGAGACAGAUGGGAAACGCUGAGGACGAAGCUGGCGCCAAUAUUCACUCCCGGCAAGAUAAAGGCGAUGUUCCCACUGAUGGAGGGCGUUGGACAGGACUUGGUGCAGCACCUCGCUGCCGAAGUUGAGAAAGGUGAGGCCAUUGAUGUGUGGCAGGUGAUGGCUCGGUACACGGCGCACGUGCUCUGUACGAUAGUGCUGGGAGCGGACGCCGGCUCCAUGUCGGAGGCCAAAUCGCCGAUGACAGAGCACGUCAUGGGCCUCACACGCAAAGACGUGCUGGCUCAGCUGUCCCUCGCCAUCAGUCUCCUGGCUCCACAACUCUUCAAGCUGUUUCCUUUGACGUUCACAUCCGAGAGGGAAGAGACCCUCCUCUACUUCUCCAACGUCCAGAUGAUGAACGAGCGGAGGCAGAAAGGAAUAGUCCGUGCGGACAUGGUGGACACACUGAUGCAGCUGCGGACAUCAGCAAAUAAGAAACAAUCGAAAAGCGGUGCGAACAGGAAGUCGUCAGCCGGUACAAAUCAUAUGGAAAUGGAUGACGAGACAAUAGUUGGCAACAUCGUCGCUUUCCUGAUUGGUGGGCUUGACACGUCUGUUUCGACCAUGACGUACGCUCUGUACCAGCUUGCCGUCAACCAGCAAAUACAAGACAAGGUCCGCCUGGACAUCCGUGAGGCCAUCUUUCGCCACGGCGGCGAGUUUACAUACCAGGCACUGGGAGCCAUGAACCGGCUCGACUGCGUCAUCAACGAGACCAUGCGGCUUUACCCUCCGAUGAACUUCCUGGACCGCAAAACGACGCAGCCCUUCCGGAUCCCGGGCACAGACAUAGUGCUGCCCAAGGACACGGGCAUCGUCGUCUCGGUGCUGGGCCUGCACCACGACCCUCGGUACUGGGAGCACCCAGAGCGCUUCUUGCCGGGGAGGUUCAGCGGCGAGGGCGGCAAGGCGAGACCCAGCCACACCUUCCUGCCCUUCGGGGACGGCCCGAGGCAGUGCCCUGGAUUGAGAAUGGCACACACGCAAAUGAAGAUCGCCCUGGCGAACGUCCUGAUCAACUUCCGCGUGAGCGUCACUGAGAAGACUCCAGUGCCUCAGGCUGCAAACCGUCGGAAGCUGAUACGGAAGUCAGAGGGAUCGUUUGAGCUGGCCUUCGAGAAGGUUUCCUAACGAGAGCAACGAGGUCGCCGAAAUUGAUCUGUUGUGAAUUAUGAUUGC